Molecule: messenger RNA, 2581 nt
Organism: Phyllotreta striolata
Lineage: Eukaryota; Metazoa; Arthropoda; Insecta; Coleoptera; Chrysomelidae
Source: the annotation of a GenBank genome assembly
UUUUAAUUUGUUAUUUUUGUGCUUAUUUUAGUCUUAUUUUUUAAUCAGCAAAUCGGUAAAAAUGGUUAAUAAACCAAAAAAUAAGUUUUACGUCAUAAAAAGAGGAAAGCGAAUCGAAGAAGUUCAUAUCGAUAAAAUAACUUCUCGUAUACAGAAAUUAUGCUACGGUUUAAAUAUGGACUACGUGGAUCCUGUAACGAUCACACUAAAAGUAGUAAAUGGCCUGUACCCGGGAGUAACAACAGCUGAAUUGGAUGCCCUAGCUGCAGAAACGGCAGCCACAUUUAGCGGAGAACAUCCCGACUACGCUACUCUUGCUGCUAGAAUAGCAAUUUCUAACCUCCAGAAAGAAACUAAAAAACACUUCAGCGAUGUAAUCGAUGACCUGUACAAAUUUUACGAUGAAACUUCCCACGAAACGGUUCCUUUAAUAUCCAAAGAAGUCCACGAAAUUGUAAUGGAGAACGCUGAUAGACUCAACUCCUGUAUUAUAUACGACCGUGAUUUCGCUUACAAUUACUUCUCGUUCAAAGAAUUGGAGAAACAUUACUUAUUAAAAAUCAGCGGCAAGGUAGUGGAAAGACCGCAACAUAUGCUAAUGAGAAUCUCAGUACAAAUACACUUGGGUGAUAUUGACGAGGCGAUUAAGACUUACAAUCUUCUCUCUGAGAAGUAUUGCAUCCAUUCCAUCAAUACCAUUCUUUUAGCAGGGAGCCCUAAACCUCAGAUGUGCUCGAGUAUAUCGAUAAUGAUGCCCGAUGAUUCCAUUAAUGGAAUUUUCGAUUGCUUGAGGCUCUGCGGCGUGGCAUCAAAAUACACCGGGACUAUCGGUUUAAACAUUCAAAAUAUAAGAUCAACAGGGACCUACAUAGCCGGUACUAACGGUGUAUCUAACGGAUUAGUCCCUUUGUUAAGAGUAUUCAAUAACGUAGCUUGCUAUGUCGAUCAGUUAAAUACGCAAACAACCAGUGAAAUAAACGUUUAUCUAGAGCCUUGGCAUUCCGAUGUUAUCGAUUUUUUGAAUUUGAGUAAACCAGGAGGUAAAGAAGAAUUAAGAACGAGAAAUUUAUCGUACGCUCUUUGGGUACCUGAUCUUUUCAUGGAGAGAGUCGAAGCCAACGAAAAAUGGUCCCUAAUGUGUCCUUGUCAAUGUCCUGGACUCACCGACUCCUACGGAGAGGAUUUCAACAAACUUUACGAGCAGUACGAGGCUGAAGGUAGAUACAAGAAACAAAUCCCUGCUCAAGAGCUGUGGAGAGCUAUUAUCGUUUUGCAAGCAGAAACCGGAGGUCCUUUGAUGAUGUAUAAAGACAGCUGCAAUAAGAAGAGCAACCAACAACACAUAGGGACCAUCCGAGGGGGUAGUUUUAGCGGAGAAGUAGUUCAAUUCACGUCGGAAGAAGAAGUUGGGCUAUGCCCGCAGGCUUCCAUAGCAGCGAAUAUGUUCGUAAGCGCAGACAGGAAAACGUUUGAUUUCCAGAAAUUGAAGGAAGUGGCGAAAACUGUCGCCAAGAAUUUAGACAAGAUCAUCGACAACAGUUUCUAUCCACUGGCCGAACAAGGGAAUUCGCUUCGAAAUCAUCGGUCUGUAGGGAUCAGCGUUCAAGGUUUAACAGACGUUUUCAUUUUAAUGCGAAUGCAAUUCGAUAGCGAGGAAGCCAGAGCUUUGAACAAGCAGAUAUUCGAGACGAUCUAUUAUGGAGCCUUGGAGGCGAGCUGUGAGUUGGCGGAACUGCAUGGGCCUUAUCCUAUGUAUGAAGGUAGCCCUAUAAGUAAAGGCAAAUUGCAGUAUGAUAUGUGGAAUGGGGUGAAACCUUCCGAAUUAUGGGAUUGGUCUGCACUAAAGGAAAGGAUUGCGAAAUCUGGAGUACGAAAUUCUCUAUUAGUAGCCCAAAUGUACGCUCCUAUUCUAUCCAGGUUAUUUGGAAACAGCGAAUCUGUGGAUCUCUACAGGUCGUUUUAUUACACUAGAAGGGUAAGCUCCGGAGAAUUCCCGGUUGUCAAUCCUUACCUUCUGAGGGAUUUGGACGAGAAGGGCAUUUGGGAUGACAAGAUUAAGGAAGCUAUUAUUUCUUCUGGGGGAUCCAUACAGAAUAUACCCGAAAUUCCAGACGAUCUGAAGGCUAUUUAUAAAACAGCCUGGGAAGUUUCCCAGAAAAGCGUCGUUAACAUGGCGAUCGAACGAGCGCCUUUCAUCGAUCAAUCCCAGAGCUUGAAUAUUCACAUGCAGAAUCCGAACUAUGGUGCAUUAAGUUCUAUGCAUUUUUACGCAUGGCGCAAUGGGCUGAAAACGGGCAUGAAUAAAUUGAAGACGAGAACCGCUCCGACGAUAUUUAAAACCGAUAAACAAUUAAAGGUAGCCACACAAGUCGAAGAAGCCUACAUUUCUAACGAUAUUGAAGAAAUGAAGAAGCAAAUGGAAGAAGCCGAGGAGAAAAAUAUGGCUAGUUUAGUAUGUUCAUUGCAGAAUAGAGAGGCUUGUGAUAUGUGCGGAGCUUAGAUUUAUUUUAAAUGUGAAUUUUCGUUUUCUUAAUUGUAAUUUUCUUGAGGUUUUUAAUAAAGUAUUUUAGGUCUACUAAAG